UGGACAACCCUGUCAAUCACAUUGAUUAUCUCAGCUGAUUGGUCAGGGUUAUGGUUGUUUUCCCGCCCCUGCGGGUUGAGCCCUCCCUCUCCUCGUGCCUCCUAGAACCUUCCAGGCUGAAGCUUUCCUGCACGCUGUCAAAAUGAUGGGCCAGCAGGUUUUAGUACUCAACCAGAACAUAAAGAGAGAGUCGGGCCGUAAAGUCCAGACCGGAAACAUCAGCGCUGCUAAGACCAUCGCAGAUGUGAUCCGGACCUGCCUCGGCCCGCGGGCCAUGAUGAAGAUGUUGCUCGACCCGAUGGGAGGAAUCGUGAUGACCAACGAUGGAAACGCCAUCCUCAGAGAGAUCCAGGUUCAGCAUCCUGCCGCCAAGUCGAUGAUCGAGAUCAGCCGCACGCAGGACGAAGAGGUGGGAGACGGGACCACGUCCGUCAUCAUCCUGGCCGGGGAGAUGCUGUCUGUAGCGGAGCAGUUUCUGGAGCAGCAGAUGCACCCGACGGUCGUCAUCGCCGCCUACAGACAGGCUCUGGACGACAUCCUGGACACUCUGAAGGAGAUCAGCACCCCCGUGGACACAUCAGACCGCUCCAUGAUGCUGAAGAUCGUCCACUCUGCCAUCAACACCAAGGCUCUGAGCCGCUGGUCUGAGAUGGCGUGUGUCAUCGCUCUGGACGCCGUCCGCACCGUGGAGCUCGAAGACAACGGACGCAAAGAGAUCGACAUCAAGAAGUACGCCAAAGUGGAGAAGGUUCCCGGUGGGUUCAUCGAGGACUCGUGCGUGCUGAGAGGCGUGAUGGUGAACAAAGACGUGACGCACCCGAGGAUGAGACGCAUGAUCAAAGAGCCGCGAAUCAUCCUGCUGGACUGUUCCCUGGAGUACAAGAAGGGAGAGAGCCAGACGGACAUAGAGAUCAGUAAGGAGGAAGACUUUGCUAGAAUCCUGCAGAUGGAGGAAGAAUACAUCCAGCAGAUCUGUGAGGACAUCAUCCGCCUGAAACCAGACCUGCUGUUCACAGAGAAGGGCGUCUCAGAUCUGGCUCAGCACUACCUGAUGAAGGCGAACAUUACCGCCAUCCGCCGCGUGAGGAAGACCGACAACAACCGCAUCGCCAGGGCGUGUGGGGCUCGUAUCGCCAACCGCACCGACGAGCUGCGCGAGGAAGACAUCGGCACGGGGGCGGGGCUGUUCGAGGUGAAGAAGAUCGGAGACGAGUACUUCACCUUCGUCACAGAGUGCAAAGACCCGAAGGCCUGCACCAUCCUGCUGAGAGGAGCCAGCAAGGAGAUCCUCGCUGAGGUGGAGAGGAACCUGCAGGACGCCAUGCAGGUGUGUCGUAACGUGCUGCUGGAGCCCUUCCUGUUGCCGGGCGGCGGCGCCAUAGAGAUGGCAGUGUCGAAGCGUCUGAUGGAACGUUCCCGCGCUCUCACCGGCGUCGAACAGUGGCCGUACCGCGCCGUGGCCACGGCCCUGGAGGUCAUCCCCCGCACGCUGAUCCAGAACUGUGGAGCCUCCACCAUCAGAGUGCUCACGUCCCUGAGGGCCAAACACACUCAGGAGAACUGUGUGAGUUGGGGUGUGGAUGGGGAGACAGGCUGCCUGUCUGACAUGAACGAUCUGGGCAUCUGGGAGCCGCUGGCUGUUAAAGCUCAAAUCUACAAGACAGCCGUCGAGACGGCCAUCUUGUUGCUGCGUAUCGAUGACAUCGUCUCCGGCCACAAGAAGAAAGACAAAGACGAGCAGAUGGGAGGACCAGGAGCCGAGUAGAUCCAGAAACAUGAUCAACAUCAGAGUCUGCGUGUGUGUGUGUGUGUGUGUGUGUGUGUGUGUGUGUGUGUGUGUGUGUGUGGGGACCAGACGACUCACUGAAACUUUAAACGUUCAAUAAAGUUAAAGUUAGAAACCCG
Molecule: messenger RNA, 1905 nt
Organism: Cottoperca gobio
Lineage: Eukaryota; Metazoa; Chordata; Actinopteri; Perciformes; Bovichtidae
Gene: cct3
Product: chaperonin containing TCP1, subunit 3 (gamma)
Exons: 14
Coding region: 143-1765 (540 amino acids)
Biological process (GO): protein folding
Molecular function (GO): ATP hydrolysis activity; ATP-dependent protein folding chaperone; ATP binding
Source: RefSeq, a predicted model, not a curated record